AUGUUCCAUAUCCGAAACAAACGCAAACAAAGUGCUGAUAAAACUAAUUCAGUAGCAGCAUCCGUCACUGGAACACCAAGUCCAAGCAUGCGUUCCGAAAGACGCUACUCGUUGCGUAGGGUACCAUCUCAACUCUCAAACAUGCUUAAAUCCAUCGACCUUCAUCACCAUGGCAACCAUAGCAAUAAUGGGAGUGAUUCUCACCUUCCACAAGUUGAUAAUACCAAUGGAAGGACUUCCCGACGACAAUCCAUGACCAAAGCCACCAUUGCCAAGAUUAGUUCAUCGACUGAACAACGUUUCAACAAGCUGCUUCGACACACGACGAGACGAGGUAGCCAUCAACAAGAACAGGAACAGCAGCCAUCUCAUUUGCCACUGCCUCGUGUGAAGAAAGAUCCAUUUUUUAAUCCAAAACGGGCAUCAUGGUCUCCUUUUGGGAAUGAACGAUGGCCCACUUUGGUGCAGGUGAAAGAAAAUGUUGCAGCUACAGAUGAUACGAAAGCAACAGUUCCCUCCACACCUAGGUUACCACCAUUGGAAGAUCAAUCCUCUUUUUUGCUCGAUGUCCCAAGCUCAUCCGUAUCAGUUACCAAUAGCACUGAAAGCAGCAACUCAAUUUCGAAUAUCAAAAAGCGUCGUAAUAGUAGUGCUAUUCGCCACCAUGACACCAACGGCGAUACUUCUUGUGCAGCUUGUCUUGCUAGUAGUCGUCGAAAGCAACCAUGUCAUUCUUCUGAGAAAAUUAUUGAGAGCGCCGAAAAGACAAUGAAUGUCAACAAUGGUGCCACAAAUGAUCACCAUCCACAACAGUAUACCAUGGCGGAAAAGCAGCAGCAGCAGCAGCCCUUAGUUCAGGAGGUGAUGAUACCAACCACCACCCCGAUGCUGUCACAACAACAUCCAGCAGCAGCAGCCACACCAUCAUCAAUGACAACACAGCCACCACCACCAAUUCAUAGCACCAAUGUACAAGAAGCAGAAUCAUCCAAUUCGGAUGAAAAACGUGUAGGUGACGUGAACAGCUUGCCUGCUAGCGUUGUCAUUUUGCAGGCCAUUUCGGGCAACGACAAUCAUGCAGCUGCUAUUCUCGUGUCACCUUGUGUCAAAAAAGAAUCGCCAUCCUCAUCUUGUCCCGAUAACACAUGCCAACUUGCACAAAACAUUGUACAAUGCAUUCAGCUUGUCGAUCAAGUUGAACCGGCAAAAGAGCCACUUUUCUCUUUUCGAUCUUGCCUCAUAUCUCAUGAUGGUGGUGUUCAUAUCGACGACCAUAAGCAAAAGGUCCAAGCAUGUCAAUCACUUUUGAAGCAACUCCAUAGCAGUAAAACACUACAGCCUGCAUCACAAGCUUCAUUUUCCUCGACUUGGUCUUUAUUGUAUCCCGCGCUUUGGUUGGGUGGUACUAUGGCUGCAGGUAGUAUAGUGAGCGAGCAUGCCAAGACAGGUCAUAUCGUCAUUGCUGGCACGUGCAUCGCCAACGACCACUCUUUAUUACCCAAGGAGCAUCGUCGUGACACUUUAUCAAGCCCCCUUUUGCAUUACGUGCUUUUAAUCACCCAACAAGAACGCACCACAAAGUUUGCAAAAUGUUCACCUGACCAGUGGAUCCCUGAUCACGAUGCACACCAAUGUCAACUAGCUUCUUGCCAGACCCAAUUUACACUUUUCACACGUCGCCAUCAUUGUCGAAGUUGUGGACAUGUUGUUUGCGGCAAGCAUAGUGCAAACAAGUCAUUACUAUUUGAUGAUCAAGACAAGAGUGAAUGGUGUCGCGUAUGCGACGAAUGCUUCUACCGUUUUUUAUCCAACGUAUAA
This is a messenger RNA of Lichtheimia ornata, 1818 nucleotides long. RefSeq lists its product as uncharacterized. The transcript is spliced from 3 exons. The coding region runs from base 1 to 1818 and encodes 605 amino acids. NCBI's taxonomy places the organism in Eukaryota, Fungi, Mucoromycota, Mucoromycetes, Mucorales, Lichtheimiaceae. The record is from RefSeq and is a predicted model, not a curated record. Gene Ontology annotation, molecular function: metal ion binding.